Messenger RNA from Daktulosphaira vitifoliae (grape phylloxera), 2715 nucleotides. RefSeq names its product ubiquitin carboxyl-terminal hydrolase 15-like. Gene Ontology annotation, molecular function: cysteine-type deubiquitinase activity. NCBI's taxonomy places the organism in Eukaryota, Metazoa, Arthropoda, Insecta, Hemiptera, Phylloxeridae. The transcript has 14 exons. Bases 303 to 2615 code for a protein of 770 amino acids. The record is from RefSeq and is a predicted model, not a curated record. Gene Ontology annotation, biological process: protein deubiquitination.
UUUUUUCCUUAUCGCCUCUAUUUCUAUGGUAAACAUAAACUUUAACAAUAAAAAUUUAUUUUAUUACCUAUUUAAUUUUAAUGAUCUAUUAAUAAGGCCGGUUGUAAAGACAAAAUUUUAAAAAACCACUGUACCUCUGACUGUAGGAUUUCACUAACUUUCAAGUUUAAAAUAACAAAUUUUUUAACAAACUGUCACAAUCAAAGGUUUAGUAAAAUUUUAUAUUAUCUAUAUCGAAUUUCAAUCCUUAAAUUUUUUACGUUAUAUAGUAAUUAUAAAAAAAAAAAAAUUAUUAGAAAACCAUGAGAAGCAAAGCUGAAUUAUAUGUAGGAUCUAGUAUAGAUGAUUUGAUGAAGAUGUGUAAAUUACCAGACCAAAUGAAAAAAUUAAAUGCUAAACAACUAACAGAAAAAGCAAAUCUAAUGUAUAAUCAGGCAAUGUUUCUACAUAAAGAUAAGAAUGACGAAGAAACUGUUUAUAUUUAUUUAAUGAAAUAUUGUGAAAUAAUGCAACUGCUGAAAGAACAUAAAGAAUACAAAAAUGAUCCUAAAUUCCUUGAAAUGAUGUAUAAAUCAAAUUUAAAGAAAGCACUUAAAAUUUUGACACAUCUAAGAAGUAGUCUUGUAGACAGGUAUAAAGAGCUGGAAAAUGAUAAAAACAAAACAAUAGUUAAUGAAAAACAAAAAGUUAAUUUAGUUGAUGAAAAAAAUUCAAUUGAUUUGGAAAGCACUAUAAGCAAUAAACAGUUACUAUAUUUAUUAAGAAACACAGAUGCUAAGAAAAUUUUGCUCCUUGACACAAGACCUCCAGAAGUAUUUCUACAAAAUCAAAUCACUUUAUGUGACAUUAUAAAUGUUCCAAAAGAUGUUUUAACUCCAGACUUAACAGCUGAUUCUUUAAAAAAUAAACUAUUGGAUAUUUAUAAACAGAAAUGGAAUAAUAGACAUCAAUACAAUUAUGUUGUUAUUCUUGACCAAGGCACUGAAGAUAUAGAAAAUGACCAUAGAUUAAUCAAUCUUAGAUCUGCAUUACUUAAAUGGGAUCCAAGUAGAGACAAUAGCAAAAAAUUAAAAUUUCUAAAAGGUGGCUAUGAAGAUUUUAUUCAUUUAUGUCCUUGGGAAACUACUCAAAAAAUAACUGAACUUAAUAACUUAGAAACAAUAUCUGAUACUGAAGAAGAUUCUGUUUUUUACAAUAACUCAAGUGAAAAUCAAUAUGUUUCUUAUCCUUCAUUAGACAACAUUAAGCAAAAUUUAACCAAACUUUAUAUAAAUUCAGUAGAUGAAUCAGUAGAUCAAAUCAAUUCCCCUAUGGAAUUCAUAGAUAGUUAUAAUAGUGAAGAUGAAAAUGAACCAAUAGGGCAACCUUCAUUUGAUAGAUCUACUAAACCAAUGAAUAAACAUAACCAAUUUGUUACUCCUGAAAUAAAACCUCUAUACCAUACACAUGAAGAAAACAAUCAAUUACCAAAUAACACAGAUUAUACUGAAAACAGAAAUUUAUCCGUUGAUUUAAGUGAUUCAGAAAAUGAAGAUUAUCAUGUAAAAGAAUUGAUGCAUUUAAAAAUUCCUAGAAUUGAUCGUUCAACAAAACCAUUAGAUGAAUUACAAAUAAUUUCUAAUACAAAAAUUAUUGGUGGUGAUGGCUUACGAGGAUUACAAAAUCUAGGAAAUACAUGCUAUAUGAAUUGUAUAUUACAAUGUUUAAGUAACACUGAAGAUUUAACAAAAUACUUUAUUAACAUUUAUAACAAUGUUGUAAAUUUAAAAAGUAGAACUAAAGGUUUAGUUGCUAAAGAGUUUAAAAAUGUUAUUUUUAAUUUAUGGUCACAAUCUAGUAGAAGUUUUCAAUGUCAAUUAUUUAAGGAUACAAUUGGUCAAUUCAAAGAUAUGUUUAAACAUUAUGAUCAACAAGACUCUCAUGAAUUUCUUACGAUUUUAUUGGAUUGGCUUCAUGAUGAUCUAAAUCAGCCAGAAAAUAAUAGAAUAAUUAUUGGUGCUUCUAAAGAAACUGGCGAGGAAGAUUGGGGACAUUGGACUAAAGAUAACAACUCUAUAAUUCAACAAUUAUUUUAUGGUCAGCAAAAGUCAUCUGUUUCCUGCAACAUAUGUUCUGAAAAAUCAAUUACUUUUGAACCAUUUUCAAGUUUAAGUUUACCUCUACCGUCUGAGGGUAAUAGGUGUACACUAUCAGACUGCUUAAAGUUAUACUUAAAUGGUGAAUCAAUUAGUGGAUGGAAUUGUCCUAAGUGUAAACGCAAUAGAGAUGCUACAAAAAAGUUAGACAUAAUGAGACUACCGCCCUAUUUGAUAAUUCACUUAAAAAGAUUUUCAAGUAGUGGAUAUAAAAAAAAUUCAUUUGUUCAAUUUCCAAAUAUUGAUUUGGAUAUGACAGACUUUAUAAAUGGUCUAGAACAUCGUAAUAGGAAAUAUUAUUUAUAUGGUGUAUCUAAUCAUUCAGGCUCAUUAGAUGGUGGUCAUUAUACAGCUUAUUGUCUCAAGAAACAGAUGAACAAAUGGUAUAAGUUUGAUGAUGUUCGUGUUUAUGAAAUUGAUUCAAAUAUGGUUUGUUCUUCAGAAUCUUAUAUAUUAUUUUAUUGUCGAAAAAAUAUUUAAGUUAAUGUUUAGCAUAAAUGUAAAUUUUUGUUGUUUUGUUGUAUACAUAAAAGUAUUUUGUUAAAGUUUAGCAUUCUAAAUGUUAUAUAUAUAUAAAUAU